CUGUCAAGCGGGAGGAAGGAGCCGGGACGGACGGAACAGCCUGGGGCAGGGCAGGCGGGGAACUUAAGUGGCCGCUUCCAGUCAAUAGUCGCGGCGCGGAUUGUUUCAGCGUUCGAAGGGGAAGCGAUCUGGCCAAUGAGAAGCGGCCCAGCCGCUGCCCGGGCCCCACGUCUCCGCAGAGGUUCUUGCAGCCGCCGGGCUCCUUCUUCUCCAGUGGCCGCCGCGGGUGGCGGGGAGCGCUGUAGCGCCGCCUGCCGGGCAGCCCCUAGCGCCGGACUCCUCCCCCCGCCGCCGGCUGCCAGUGCAUCAUCGUGUCCUGUGGAGGCGGGGAGCCGGGGCUGGAGGCUCCUCAGUGUGCGGCGAGGCGAGUGCAGCGCGCAUAGGGCUCCCGCUGCUGCCGCCGCCCCUGAGCUCCGGGAUCGCGCCCCUUCCGUCCCGCCGCUGGAGCUGGCUGCUGUUCCGCCCCUUCAGCCUCUCGCCGGGGCGAGCUGAGCGGCGGGCAGCCGGGAAGCGGCUCAGGCGGCACCGCGCUGGCUCGGAGGAGCAGGAGCUGCCCCGGGCGCCCCGCACCGGCUGCUGGCGGGAGGAUCUGGAGCCAGAGGAGACCGGCGAGGGGGAACUCGGCUCCCCGCCGGAGGAGCUGCGCGGCAGGGGCGGCGGACCCUGAAGGAGCAGGACACCCCCGUACCCAGGCCGGGCGCUGAGCCCCUCGCACCCCAGCCCCGUGGCUCUGAUCCCCGCUCCGCAGAGCUCUCCUUCGCCGGUGCCAGGCGGAUGCCGCCGCAGCAGGAGGGGGAGGCGGGCUACAUCAGCAAGCCGCUGGCUGGCGGCUGCGAGGUGCCCCCGGUGCCCCCGCGCAGGGUCCGCAGCAGCCGGGCGGCGGCGCUGGGAGCGGCCCUGGGCAGCAGAUGCCGGGCCGGGGCGGGAGCCGAGCCGCGCCGCAGCAUCAAGUGUGUCCUGGUGGGGGACGGGGCUGUGGGCAAGACCAGCCUGGUGGUGAGUUACACCACGAAUGGGUACCCCACGGAGUACAUCCCCACCGCCUUCGACAACUUCUCCGCUGUUGUGUCUGUUGAUGGCAGACCCGUGAGACUUCAGCUCUGUGACACAGCUGGUCAGGAUGAAUUUGACAAGCUUAGACCGCUGUGCUACACCAACACAGACAUCUUCUUGCUGUGCUUCAGUGUUGUGAGCCCUUCCUCUUUCCAGAAUGUGAGUGAAAAGUGGGUUCCUGAAAUACGAUGCCACUGCCCCAAAGCUCCUAUUAUUCUGGUUGGGACACAGUCGGACCUCCGAGAGGAUGUCAAAGUUCUCAUUGAGCUGGACAAGUGCAAAGAAAAGCCUGUUGCAGAAGAGGCCGCGAAGCUCUGUUCUGAGGAAAUAAAAGCAGCAUCUUACAUCGAGUGCUCAGCUUUGACUCAGAAAAAUCUCAAAGAGGUCUUUGAUGCGGCCAUUGUCGCUGGCAUUCAGUACUCGGAUACACAGCACCAACCAAAGAAAUCCAAGUGCAGGACUCCAGACAAAAUGAAAAACCUCUCCAAAUCUUGGUGGAAAAAGUACUGUUGUUUUGUAUAGUAUUCGCAAGGACCUAAAUGUUGCCCUAGUGAAAUCAAAUAGAAGCUAUAUUAGCUUAAAUCUCACUCUGUAUUCUCCAAGUGUGUAGCAUAGAUCCACAAGUGUGUAUAUGUUGCUAUUAGAAAUCUCAAUUUCCCUUUCUCUUUUGAGGGAGAUGGAAGAACACGUAGGUAGGCAGUUCCUGUUAAAUCAGGUUAAGGAAUUUCAGCAUUCGCCUGUCUGAUGUCAAGAGUUUCCGGACUAGUCUCAUGUUAAGGAAUACAUUUGUGAAGUUAGAAAUCGUACAAAGGGUUUGACUUUCUGUAUCAUAAUGUAUAUAAAAGAGGGAGGAACAAAACCGAGGCCUUUGCGGAUAGGGCUAUUUAGAAGAAACAAAGGACUAUGGAAAUAUAGAGCUCUAUAUAGAUCGACAAUUUUUAAAAACUAACAUUGUGCCUCCAAAAUGACAUUUUAGCUUUAAAAACUUUCUCCCUCUUUCCCCCAUCUCCUUCCCUCAACCACUUCAGGGGGGACUUUAACAAUGUGGAACAAGAGAUGGAGUCUUCCCCCAAAUGCUGCUGCUUGGAAGGUCAUGCAUAUACCUCCAGCACGUUGUUAGACUGCCUAACACGUUAAGUAAUUGAUGUAAUUACAUCUUAUUUGUAGCCUCCUGACUUGGAAAUCCUUUCCCCCCUCUUUCUCUCUUUCACAUGCAGUAAUGUGCAUGCCCAAUGAACGUUACAAAGUCCUACUUUGUUACAUUUUGAAUAGUCAUGGGUGCCUUUGUAUUUAUACAGACACCAUGAAAGUUCAUUUAGAUCAAUUCAAAGAAUGUAAAUGCUGUUUUUUAAAAGGGAUGCCACAAAUGUCCAUAUAGCACCACACAAAAUGUAUCUGUUUUAAGCCUACAAAUAUGAACUUCAGAAUGUUCCUCCUUGAGAGAUUUUCAUGCUGCCAGUUAAAUAAAAGGCCUAUAAAAAAGGCAGAUUACGUGCCAUAACCAAACACCAGAAAAGUGAUACUGCUGUGUCCUGUUUCUGAUGCUGUUUUGAACAAAGUUUGUAUUUGUUUCCAAAGGAAGCAGUUGUUGGUGGCUUAAAUUUGUCUUAGAUUAUAGUUGCAAAACUGUGUUGAAACAACCAGUGAAAUUUAACUGAUUCUUUCCCAGGUACCUUCAACAAAUUAAAGUGAAGUGUGUUUAAAAUGUCA
This is a messenger RNA of Mauremys reevesii (Reeves's turtle), 2763 nucleotides long. It is a transcript of the gene RHOU, whose product is annotated as ras homolog family member U. The record is from RefSeq and is a predicted model, not a curated record. The transcript has 3 exons. Gene Ontology annotation, biological process: small GTPase-mediated signal transduction. Bases 775 to 1575 code for a protein of 266 amino acids. Lineage: Eukaryota; Metazoa; Chordata; Testudines; Geoemydidae. Gene Ontology annotation, molecular function: GTP binding; GTPase activity.